This is a messenger RNA of Cadophora gregata, 3675 nucleotides long. RefSeq lists its product as uncharacterized. NCBI's taxonomy places the organism in Eukaryota, Fungi, Ascomycota, Leotiomycetes, Helotiales, Ploettnerulaceae. Bases 371 to 2722 code for a protein of 783 amino acids. Gene Ontology annotation, cellular component: nucleus. The record is from RefSeq and is a predicted model, not a curated record. The transcript is spliced from 7 exons.
AAUUGCUAACAUGGAAAAGCGAUAUUCACAAGGACACAGCGUGAAUAUACUCAAGUGCUCCGAGCAUGCACCUAAAAAAUACGCUCAAUGAUCGCGACCUAAGCUUUAUUAAAGUUCUAGCCUAAAAAUAGGGCUAACCUUUCACUGUUUUAGGCAUCUUCUUCUUUUCCUAUGCCCUUCCGCCCUUCUGCCCUUCGUUUCUCUGGGGCGUGAGAUUCAUUCGCUACCUUAAGCACAUAUCCUGAUCUUACUACCAGCGUCAGGGGAUAUUUGCUUGACCUACAGCAUUCUACUCUUUUUGGAUUUGGCACCAUAUCCUAAUAACAUCACCGUGCCGGGGCAUCCUCGGUUCUUUGCAGGUCUAGCAAACAUGGUCGUACCUGCCCCAAACAUGGACAAAUCCCAGAAGUUACACGCUUUGACGAAUGUCACCAACCAAUCUGGUGAUAUCUACAGCCUGCAGUCAACGAUGUUCUCAUCAUCCCAGCAGCCCCCACGCGUGCAGCCUCAGCAGAACGACCAUAAUCCUACUGACUCGGGCUCGGAUUCAGACGAGUAUUUAACCAGUGGUCGUGCCAUCACGAAGAAUAAGGAUGUCGUUUAUACACUUCUAGGCGACGGAGUAAACAAACCAAGCCAUAAGGUCGCAACAUAUCAACUCAAGCAGGGGCAAUUAACAAAUGAAGGUGAAAGCUUCAUCCCUUGGGCAGCUGUAAAAAAGUAUCCAUUCACUUAUGUUGGCAACAACAAUCGUCAGCGGGUGGCUGAAGGAUUCUUUGAUCGAGGGAAAGUCUCCAACGAACCUUGGGACUUCUUCUACAUUUACCGCGGCGCUUCCGACCUGAACCUUCGACCCAUUUUAUUAGUGCCAACCCGACAAGUUGAGUCAUUCUUAGAAAGAAUAAACCAGGAACUUGGUACAGCUCUCGCUCUUCCUACAGGAGGAGCAAACGGCUCCUUCCAGGUCACCUUUACCAACGACGGUAAUCCUCAGCCGCGUUAUCUAGGUUACUCUAGCAGUAGCGAGAUGGCCGAGACUCUCAGAAACAAUGUCCCUCCCCACUACUUCAAACUGGAUGGUGAGCCUGGUGCUGUGGGUACACCUUCCGACAGGUCGCUGGCUGCUUUCCGUGCGAAGAUUGCUCUGAUGACUCAGGCCCAAAAGGGAAAGAAGCAAGCAAGUAGAGAGAAGCAGAAAAAGGACAGAAUUGAGAAACAGCAGUCGUGGCACCACUCGAUCAAGAGAGUUCAAAGAUAUCUUGGACUUAGAGAAUCUACCUCAACACGUAUUGCUACCAUCAAGGCCGAGCUAGGCGAAACUGAUCAUGGCUGGGCCCGAUAUGAAGAUUCUGUCAAAGAGGCUCUGGCUAAAAUGCCCCCAUCAGCUAUUUUCAAGACUGAUGAGCCUGCCCCAUAUAUUCAAGAGAGUUCUGUGGUCUUCGUGUGCAUCGACGUUGAGGCUUACGAGCGGAGCUCCCGAAUUAUCACUGAGAUUGGUAUUUCAACUCUGGAUACCAACGAUCUCAAAUCAUUGGCCCCUGGUAAAGAAGGGACUGAAUGGAUGAAGAAGAUUCGUGCUCGUCAUUUCAGAAUCAAUGAAUAUAAACAUUACAACAACACCGAAUUCGUGGCUGGAUGUGCCGAUAGAUUCGAGUUUGGUGACAGCGAAUUCAUCAAUCUCAAGGAUGCCCCUCAUAUCAUAUCCACCUGCUUCAAGCCACCAUUCUCUGGUCCCAGCGAUGUUUCGUCUACGGAGAAUGAGCAACCAAAGCGUAACAUUGUUCUAAUUGGCCAUGAUGUCGGUGCAGAUAUUCAAUACCUACAGUCCAUUGGCUACGAUGUUCUCAAUCUUUCCAAUCUGCUGGAGCAGGCAGACACCGCAAUCAUGUGGAGGUACCUGAAGCGGGAGACGAAUCCACGAAACUUGGGUAGCAUUCUCGCCGAAUUGGGAAUUAUUGGCUGGAACCUGCAUAAUGCAGGUAAUGACGCGGCAUAUACCCUUCAAGCCAUGAUCGGAAUUGCCAUCAAGCACAUCGAGGAGAAGCAGAAGAAGAGAGACGUCAAAGAUCUGGAGAAGAAAAUUCGAAUCUCCGAAUCUGUCAAGGAAGCUGUUGAGAUUGCGGUCGAGAGAGAAGAGGGCUGGAGUUCUGGAGGCGAAAAUAGUGACGGAGGUGCCCCAGUUCCUAUCGUCCAGCAACCCUCGCCCCAAGUCAAGAAGCUCCUCAAAUCUCAGACUCGGCAACGGAGUAACCCUACUACAUCUACUGCUAGAGAAUCCCGUGGCCCUUGGAAACCAGAGGCUCCUUCUCAAUCCAGCACAGCGUGGGGUACAAGCAACAAUCAAUGGGGUACAAGCCAUUCCAGUAAUACGACUGGAUGGGGUGCCAAUCACAGCCAGUGGAGCACAGCGUCGUCCCAGCUCAAUGCUUCUACAGAAGCCUUCUCUUCUAUGCUGAGCAGCCAAAGCGACACGGGUAAAUCCGUUGCAUGGCGAUCAGCAUCCGCAUCUGGGCCAGUCGGACGUCCAGGUCCUGUUGUGGAUAGCUCAAAGGCCACAAAGCUGGAGAGUCUCAUGAAGAAGACUAGCAUUUCCAGGGGAUCAGGUGGAUCAGCAGCCAACACUGAUCGACCCUACGACACCUCUAGCUGGUCCAAUCCGAAACCGCGCGCAUCUCAAGCUACACCGGAGUGGACAGUCAUUGAUGAUAGAACACGGAAAUAACGUCUUGGAGCAGUUUGAACACUUUCAAAAUCUUGCUCUCCGAUAUGGAAGACAGUAUGGACUAUUUGCCAGGCGUAAUGUUCGGAAACAUUUUCGACUUUUACGAAUUGGUCUGUAGAGGAAGACAGAGGGUAGUACGGGAAGACCCUCGUGCCGCAUGAUUUCAAAACGAAGCUUUAGUCCGCAAACUGGCUUUUGCCUGAUUCGAUAGACAAGCAUUGGUUUCAUAGAUGAGCCUAGACUUGAAACAAACUGACCAGAAUUGAUUCUUUCAGAGAAGAGAUCUGCCCUUCAUGGCAUUCAUUAACCCUCCAAAUCCAAAUGUCGCUGAACGCCAACGCUGAUGCUUCAAACCUCCAGUAUCGUACAUUAUUACAUUGAUAUACAUAUUCUCCGCUCGAUUCGACCGCUCAACCAUUCUUCUCCAAAAAUUCCUUCGCUUCGUUGACUUUUGUGGCUAGGUAUGGACUUCCGCCUCGAUCGGGAUGAUUCAACAUCAUGAGCGUUCGGUGAUUCUUCCGUAUCCGCUCCUUGGUAAGUUGACGCUCGCUGUAGAUGACUGUCAGGUCCCAUGCUCUCCUUUGCAGAUUCCGAGGUAAAAGUUCAAAGUGACGGACCUUAGCUGUAGGAUGAGAGAUGCCUCUCUCUUGUUCAUCUUAGGCUCGAAUCCACCCUUGUAAAACGCUUUCCCCAGCGCGCCAACGGCCUCUCCUCGCGAUCGCCGUAAUGCCACAAGCCCUGCUCUGCCCUUCAGACUGUCAGCGUUACUAUCUUGAUCUUCGAAGGGUAUUCCGUACCAAAAACGCAGCCACCGCCACACCAGCGCCCAUUGCCAGUAUAGAAGCCAUGAUUCCCUAUCAAUAGAUAUACCCAGACUCGCAGAAUUACUCUUCGUUUCGUAGAUAUAUUCGGUCUUGAAUAAUGCUUUUGAUGGUCCGAAGUCUUUCUUCGAC